Molecule: messenger RNA, 1331 nt
Organism: Solenopsis invicta (red fire ant)
Lineage: Eukaryota; Metazoa; Arthropoda; Insecta; Hymenoptera; Formicidae
Exons: 3
Coding region: 121-699 (192 amino acids)
Molecular function (GO): DNA binding
Source: RefSeq, a predicted model, not a curated record
GGAUUGUCAAAAUAGAUGCCAAAGACUUAGAGAAAAAUUUUCUCGCGAAAAGAAAAGAAGAGAACUAGAAACCCGAAGUGGCAGUGGAGCAUCUACAAGACGUUCUUAUUAUAUAACAACAUGAAAUUUUUGGAUUCUUUUGUUAAAAGCAGGAAAACUUAUACAAACAUUACACCACGAGGAACACAUUUUAUUUCUAAUAUACCCAAAACCAAAUGUAUUUUACAAAAGAGUAAGCCAGUUGAAACUAUUAAUAGCAUUUCUGCUCCAUCUGAGGUAUUAAAAUCUUCAUCACCAUUAUCAAUACUGUCGUCUUCAUCAUCUGUACCUUCAUCUCCAUCUCUAUCUUCAACCCCAUCUUUAUCGCCAAGUAUUAAUGAAAAUUCGUCAUUAAUACAAUCAUGCAUAAAAUCUACGCCAGAAAAUAAAGCAAUUUUGUCAUCAAUGCAACCAUGCAUAAAAUUUAUGCCAGGAAAUAAAAAAAACAAAGCAAAAUGUACAAUUAUGCAAGAAGCGGACGAAGUUGACAAAUCGUUUAUGAAUUUAUCAUCUGUUAUGUCUCAACAUUUCUCAGGUAAACAAAAAAUGGAUGAAGAUGAUGUUUUUAGUAGCACAAUUGCAUUUCAAUUACGUAAAAUAGAAGAACCACGGAAGGCACCAUUGAAAGGAAAGAUUAUGAAGAUUUUAUAUGAGUUUUAAAGAUAAUUUUUUAUUACAUCUUAUAACAGUUAUGUUAAAAUCACAUUAGGUUUGCUCUCUGUAGCUAAAGUGGCUGCACUAGUUGAGUUUAUCUUUUUCUUUCCAAUGUGGAGUAAAAAAGAUAAACUCUGAACUAGUAUAACCAGUUCAGCUACAGAGAACAAACCUAUUUCAUGUCGAGACGGUUCUUGUUGUACAACUGCAGUAGGGUUUGCAUAAUUGCAUACAAAUAUACAGCAAUCUUAGAGCAAUUGAAUAUUUUAAGUGCAAGUAAACAUUUUAAGUCAAAAUGUUAAGUUUCAUUGCAUGGACAAAAGCAUAUAAGACUGAUAAUUUUUUGUUUUUUUGUUUUAGUUACUAUAUAAUUUUGUCUGCGGAUAAUAUUUAAUUUGUUGUUUUUAUGCUUUAUAAGUUGCUGUGCACUAAAAGACUUAUAUUAAACGUUUUGUUUAUUUGAAGUUUUUUUAGUUUAUUUUCUUUUUAAUUUUAUUUUCUAUUACAAAUAAAAUAAGCAUAAAAUUUUUGUUUGCUUGAAAAUAAACUUUUAUUUAUAACUUUAAGACGUAUUAACGUGUUCUAUGAUAACAAAUAUUAUUUUGUUCAAAUGUAUUAAAAUUUUUACAUUUCAUUAU